Molecule: messenger RNA, 1905 nt
Organism: Cadophora gregata
Lineage: Eukaryota; Fungi; Ascomycota; Leotiomycetes; Helotiales; Ploettnerulaceae
Exons: 5
Coding region: 201-1754 (517 amino acids)
Biological process (GO): transmembrane transport; carbohydrate transport
Cellular component (GO): membrane
Molecular function (GO): carbohydrate:proton symporter activity
Source: RefSeq, a predicted model, not a curated record
CCGGGCACCUGCACCAGUAGACCAGAUUGCCACUCCGGUGGACAGCAGCUAAAACCUCAUGAACUGUCAAUCCAUCUUCACUGAACGCGGGGUCCCUAAAGAGUAUAUGAUCGUCGCCAUGGAACGACCAGUUGACCUCGAUAAAUCCAAGCAGCCUGCUCUUCUUCGCUCCAGGACAAUUCGAAACACAAUUGCUCAACAUGGGGUUCUUUCAGACUUUCCUCCCAAAGGAGGACCGCUUUGCAGCUUUGAUGCUGUAUGGCAUGGUCUUCAGUACUUGUUUCAAUGGCUAUGAUGCUGGAAUCAUGACUGUCAUCCUCGCAGAUAAACAGUUCAUCGAUUAUUACGAUGUUGAUGCGACUCGAAGCGGGGUCAUCGCGACCAUUCCCUGGGCUUCAACUGGUCUUGCACAACUGUUCGUCGGUGGAACUCUGGCCAGUUGGGUCGGAAGACUCUGGGCCUUGAGAAUUUCAAUCGCAGUCAUGAUUGUUGGAGUUGUCGUUCAGGUGGUGCCAAAUACCUACGCAGUUCUCAUCGUCGGACGCCUCAUCACCGGUCUGGGUUUUGGUUGUGUCUAUAUCGCAACGAAUUUGUAUGUCGCGGAAUGUGCUCCUCGAUCCCUCCGUGGUAGUUUCGUCGGAACUGUCUCACAAUUUGGCUAUCAAUUGGGAACGUUAAUUGCCUUCUGGUCGGGCUAUGGAAUGUCUUAUCAUCACUCUCCUUUCAACAUCGCGUGGCGAAUCUCCAACGUCAUUCAGAUCCCGAUCGGUCUCACUUUCAUCGUCCUCUCAUUCUGGUAUCUGGAGUCACCCCGAUGGCUUCUUGAAAAGUAUCCCGAGACGCCAGAGCGCUGUCUGAAUGCGCUGGCCAAGCUUCGGUCUGGAACAGUUGAUGAUGACCGAGUGCGAAUCGAGUUUCACGAGCUGGUUUCAUCCCAUGAGUACAGAAAGAAGUUCAAGACCGGAUACAUGGGAAUCCUCUCCAGUGCUGGUAUGCGGAAACGUCUCGCUUAUGGCGUUUACGCCAUGGGUCUUCAGCAAUUCGGAGGUAUCGCUGCUCUCACCAUGUAUGCAGCCUUGAUUUACCAGUCUCUCGGUUGGGACAAAGGUCACCAAGCGCUUGCAAUCAACGGUAUCCAAGCAGCACUCCAACUGGUCGUCGUGCUAGUCAACACAUUCACCGUCGAUCGAUUUGGUCGGAAAUCGCUCCUCAUCGUUGGCUUUGCCAUCCAGUCUGUGGCUCUUUUGAUUCUCUCAUCUCUCACGACGAGCUUCCCAGAUAAUAACAACAAAGCUGCAGCUGUCGCAGAGAUUGCAAUGCUGUUUAUUGUCGGGCUUACAUACUGCUGGUCAAAUGGACCCAUCCCACCCGCGAUUGCGUCCGAGAUCUUUCCCCAGGAAGUGAGAGACAAGGCUUUCGGUCUCUCUCUGCUCGGCCAGACUACUUGUUUACUGGCAUUGACUCAACCUUGGCCCAAGUUCAAUGAAGAAGUUGGCCCAAAGUCCUACUGGCUUUUGUUCUCCUUGAACGUGGUUGCAAUGAUCAGUGUCAUUUUCAUCCUCCCAGAAACAAAAGGUAUCUCGCUCGAGCGUAUGGACAAGCUCUUCGGCGAGGUCGAUGCUGUGUCAGCAGGCGAAGAGCAAACAUCUGCUGAGAAGAUCGAGGCUAUCACUUAUAGCGGCAAAGCGAUGGAUGAGAAGAUGAUGGAUGUGAGCGCAAAUCAUGUCGAGAGUGCGAGAGAAAAGGGCAUCUGAUUAGGGGAUGUUUCCUUGUUAUGAUGAGGAAUAGCCCUAGAGAGACAUGAAAACUUUGGCCUGCAUAGUUCUUUGUUCUAACUCAGUAAGGCCAGUCUCAACGGCGAGCACCGUACUGGACUCCAGGAGAAUAUUGAUUUGCUCUUCAUAC